AUGGCUUCUACACUUACACCUGAGAUGGAGAAGGUACGCAAGGCGUCAAUGUCGGUUUUGAAGAACGCCUACUGUGGUUACAGUAAAUUUUCUGUGGGUGCAGCGUUGCUAGAUCUCGAGGGUCGGCUUUUUACAGGUGUGAAUGUGGAGAACGCCUCCUUUCCCUGUGGUUGGUGUGCUGAAGUCAGCGCUUUUGGGGCAGCUAUCACAGCUGGAGUGAAAGAUUUCGCUGCGUUGGCAGUUGCAGUUGCUGGAGAUAAGUUUACACCGCCCUGUGGUCGGUGUAGGCAGGUUAUUAGUGAGUUUUGCUACGGGAAGAAUAUGCCCAUAGUAUUGGUGAACGGAAAGGGAGAGUAUCACCUCACAAAGAUUGAGGAAUUGCUACCACUGGCUUUCCUCUCGAAGAAUAUGGAUUCGAAGUAA
Messenger RNA from Hydatigera taeniaeformis, 423 nucleotides. NCBI's taxonomy places the organism in Eukaryota, Metazoa, Platyhelminthes, Cestoda, Cyclophyllidea, Taeniidae. The record is from the annotation of a GenBank genome assembly.